AUGCAAAGCUCAUGCUCACCGUUUUUUUUAGAAAAAAUUGCCAAUAUGUUCAAUGAAGAGGAACGCAUAGUUUUUCUUGAAGAGAGUGAGAAGAAAAGACCAGUUGUGAUACGCGUUAAUACCCUGAAGACUACCAAAAAAGAACUUGCUAAAAAUUUAUCGCAAAGAGGAAUGGCGAUCGAGAAUUUGGACUUCUACAAUAAUUGUCUUACUAUAUACGAUAGCAAGGUGCCCAUUGGCGCCACUCCAGAGUAUUUGGAUGGUUGGUACUACAUUCAGGGCGCCUCAUCUAUUUUAUCCGUCAUAAACUUAGACGUGAAAGAGCAUAUGUCUGUGUUGGAUAUGUGUGCUAGUCCAGGUGGUAAAAGCACUUUUAUUGCUGAAAUGAUGAAAAAUACUGGAAUGUUGUACUUGGUAGAGAACAAUCCUGAUCGUAUUUCUUCCUUGGCAGGCAAUCUGCUGCGAAUGGGCGUGCAAAACAGCGUAGUGAUAAAUAUGAACGUUUUGGAGCUUGAAAUAGAAAAAGUAGACCGUGUACUUCUUGAUGCGCCUUGUUCUGGCACAGGUACGAUUUCAAAAGAUGGUAAAGCCAAAACACUUGCCGAGGAUGAUCUUAGACGGUAUGCUGAGACUCAGAAGAAGCUGAUACUAAAGGGGUUUGACUCUUUAAAGGGCAAUGGUAUAAUGAUUUACUCCACAUGUAGCGUAUUGGCUGACGAGAAUGAAUGCGUAGUAGAGUAUCUCCUUCGGAAGAGAAAAAAUGCAAAAAUCCUGGAAUGUGAAGGCAACGUUGGUAAAAGAGGGUUUACUGCCUUUAGAGGGAUGUUUUUCGAUGCUAAAAUGAAAUAUGCAAGGAGAAUAUUUCCACAUAUCCACAAUAUGGAUGGAUUUUUUUUCGUCAAAAUUUUAAAAGCUUAGAUAAAAUAUUU
This is a messenger RNA of Vavraia culicis subsp. floridensis, 929 nucleotides long. RefSeq lists its product as uncharacterized. Gene Ontology annotation, molecular function: rRNA (cytosine-C5-)-methyltransferase activity; RNA binding. The record is from RefSeq and is a predicted model, not a curated record. The transcript has a single exon. Lineage: Eukaryota; Fungi; Microsporidia; Pleistophoridae. Gene Ontology annotation, biological process: rRNA base methylation; maturation of LSU-rRNA. The coding region runs from base 1 to 918 and encodes 305 amino acids. Gene Ontology annotation, cellular component: nucleolus.